UUAUUGAGGGCGAAUAGAAAUAAAUCCAAUAGCGUACGGAUUCUAAAAAAUGAAACUUGAAGACAAAGUCAGAAAUCAAAGCAAAAAGAAAGCAUAAAUCAAUCAACACACGCAUACGAUACUCGUGCUCAUCAAAAACUUUAGCUGAAUCUACAAUCUGAAUUAGGUGAAACAAAAAAAAAUAAAAAAAUCAGAGAGAGUUCUAAAAAUGUACGUAGAUCACGCAUUCUCGAUUUCCGAUGAAGACAUGAUGAUGGAAACAUCAUACACGGCGAAUAACAAACCACCGAUCAAGGAGAUUGCUCUCGCCGUCGCUCUUCUCGUUUUCGGAACCCUAGGUAUCAUCAUCGGUUCUCUCAUGGCUUACAAUCAUGUCGGCGGCGACACUGCUCACGGUCUCUUCUUUGCAAUACUGGGAUCAAUCUUGUUCAUACCAGGUUUCUACUAUACACGGAUUGCAUACUAUGCUUACAAGGGAUACAAAGGGUUCUCAUUCUCUAACAUACCUCCUGUAUAGUUUUCUCCAGUACCAUCCUUAUGUAUAGAUGUUGAUCUUCUAUGGUUGCCCUUUUGUUUUAUUUGUUCUGCCUUGCGUCUAAUGUACAUUUACAUUCACUACAAAUGCUCUGAACAAAUAUAUUUACAAAUUAUAGCUGCUAAAAAUUUAUAUUGCUAUAUAGAAUGAAGAAUCAAUCUUCCUGCUUUGAA
Messenger RNA from Medicago truncatula (barrel medic), 708 nucleotides. Its product is annotated as transmembrane protein 230. The transcript has 2 exons. NCBI's taxonomy places the organism in Eukaryota, Viridiplantae, Streptophyta, Magnoliopsida, Fabales, Fabaceae. The record is from RefSeq and is a predicted model, not a curated record. Gene Ontology annotation, cellular component: endomembrane system. Bases 209 to 517 code for a protein of 102 amino acids.